AUGGCUUCAUUUAUACCAUGUGGACCAUGUGGUCACGAAGGGAACACACAGAAUGCAGAGAAAUGGUGCACGGAUUGCAACGAAGGGUUUUGUAAUGUAUGUGAAAAGGCACACAUGUCUCUGAGAAUUACGAGAGACCACAAUUUGAUCUUAAUCGAAGACUACCGUAAAAUUGAAAAUGUGAAUGUUUGUGUUCAGUGCGAGGAGCACGGGUCUAACCUGGAGAUGUAUUGCAAAAGACAUGAAAAGGCUAUUUGUAUUGCAUGUCUUACUAAAAACCAUAAAGAUUGCUCCGACGCAAUAAUUCCUCUUGCAGAAGCAGCGAAAAAUGUGAAGACAUCAACUGCUCUGGCGGACUUGGAACACACAAUUAGCGAAACAUUAGUAAACAUACAAAAAUGCCGUAAUGAUCGCGAGGCUGCAACCGAACGGAUCGAAAUACAGGAAAAGAUUAUCAAAAAGCGUAUUUUUGAUACGAGGGAAACUAUAAAUAAGCAUUUAGAUGAUCUGGAAAGAAAAUUAUUAAAUGAGUUGACAACAGUACAUACUUCUUGUAAAUCAAAAUAUAGGACAAUACAGAAUCAGCUAAAUGGAAAAGAGAAAGAAAUUAAACGCCUCCAAGAACAAACCUCUCAACUAAAACGUUUUGCUCCCGACAUACAGGUAUUUUUGAGAACACAUCAGAUAAAUAAAGAAAUACACGACGAGGUUAAGUCUAUAACAAGCGCCUUACUUUUCGUCAGCAAUUACAACAUAGAAAUAGAAAUACACCAGGGUAUUACUUCACUGCUGAAAGAUGUUGAUUACUUUGCUAGAGUAAAAAUCGACAAAAGUACCAUCAAAUGUCCAUUUAAGGAUGCAAAAAGUGAUCAGGCCCAAAUACAAGUACAAACUAGAAGAUCUGUUCAUAAUACAAAGCUACUGCUGCGAAAAAAAUUAAGAAUUGAGCAAAAAGGAAAGACCAUGGAUAUUACAGGAUGUGCAAUAUUGGCAAAUGGUAACUUAUUGUUUGCUGUUAAAACAUGGAAGAAUGUACUUAUGGAGUAUAAUAAAGACGGACUUUUUGUCCGUGAUAUACCCGUCUCUGGAGAGCCAUGGGAUCUGACAGUAAUAGAUACCGACCAAAUAGCGGUUUCUUAUAACGAUCUGAACUACAUCGAGGUUAUAGAUAUAAAGAAAAUGGCCGUUCGGAAUACAAUGACAUUAAAAUACAACUGUCGGGGGAUAUCAUACAGUGAUGGAAAAAUUUAUGUUGUAGUUGAUGGUCGAAGAAUCGUAGUGUUGGAUAUGGAAGGAACUAAACUUAAUUCAAUCAAGUGUGACAUGAAUGCGUUUCAUAUCGCGACGAUCGAUGAUAGAAUCUACUACACAGCGCCUAUUUCAAAUACUGUUAAAUGUUGUACACCAUGUGGAAACAGGAUAUGGAAUUUUAAGGAUAAAUCACUUACUACACCAGGCGGUAUUGCCACUGACAGUGCCAAAAAUGUGUUUGUUGUGGGUAUAAGAUCUAAUAACCUUAUGAUAUUGCAAGAUGAUGGAACUGUCAGCAAACCAUUACUUACCAAAGCAGACGGAUUAGACAAACCCGCACGUCUAUAUUACAACACGGAAACGAACAUAUUACUGGUGUGCAACAAAUGCGAUGGAACUGUUUUUUUAUACAGUGUUAUGUUUGAUUAA
This is a messenger RNA of Mytilus trossulus (common blue mussel), 1680 nucleotides long. RefSeq names its product E3 ubiquitin/ISG15 ligase TRIM25-like. Gene Ontology annotation, biological process: protein monoubiquitination. Lineage: Eukaryota; Metazoa; Mollusca; Bivalvia; Mytilida; Mytilidae. The record is from RefSeq and is a predicted model, not a curated record. The coding region runs from base 1 to 1680 and encodes 559 amino acids. Gene Ontology annotation, molecular function: ubiquitin protein ligase activity; zinc ion binding. The transcript has a single exon.